AUGUUUGGUCCAUCAUCCUGGUUGCCAUUUUUGGUGACAUUGCUCAAUCUCGGAUUGGGUUUGGGGUUUGAAGACAAUUCCGUCAACAUCAAAGUGGAGGCGAAUUGGAAACAAACGCCGUUUAGAUUGCAAUUACUCGAAACCAUUGCUGCUUCUAACCAUUCACUCUACAUUCCCGCCGUGGGAAAGGUGUUACAACUCGAACUUACCGAGGACUCCGAAGACGAGUUUGAUUCUGAUCUUGUUGACCCAUUAACCGAUGAAGAAUACUAUACCAAAAUCACCGAAUUGUUCGGGGACCACCCCUUGGGAGUGGAGGCUAAAGGGUUUUUCGAUGUUUAUUUGGCCAACAAUUACCAUUCUCCAAGAAUCGUCUCGCAUUUGAGUCAUUAUAAUGGCUCAGUGAUCCCAGAGUUGAAAGAUAAGUUGUUAAAGUGCACUUCGGACUUUGAUAGCCCAGAAUUGAAAACCACUAGAGGUAAACAGUUACCAAAAUCAUGGGUGUACUAUAAUGGUGAAAUAUUGUGUAAUCCAAAUGAUAUUUUUGCAUUGAAGACCACCAGCGAUGCCAGUGACGAUCAAUUGUUGUUACCAUUCGACAGAAUCAUCGGAACCAACGAUGCUGCGCCAUUGGCGAUUCUUUAUGGCGAUAUUGAAGAUCCGCAGCUCCGGGAAUAUUUCUUCCAUUUAUUCCAAUCGUCCAAGUCGGAUAAAUUGCGGUUCGUGUGGAGAUACGCCGAUCAGAACCUUGAUGGACCAAAAGAGGCCCUUGGUGGGUAUGGGGUCGAUUUAACCUUGAAGAGAACCGAUUAUAUCGUCAUUGAUGAUAGAGAUAUCAAGAAAGAUGCGAACAUCAAGAACCUUGAUGGUAAAGACAAUGAACAAGUCAUUUUGAAUGAUGAAUUGGUUGAAGAAACUUCAUCAUCUGCUUUGGGGUUCUUGAAUAAAACUUAUGACAAAAUCAACGGGGUUAGCAAGAAGAAAUUGAAGAGUUUGGAUCUCAAGGUUGCCAAUUAUAUUCUUAACAAACAUGAUGGCGAUGGAUUUUCCAAGUUUCAAUUAUUGAAAGAUAUCCUUGAAAACUUUCCAAAAUACGCCCAUGACAUUGCCACCUCAGAUUACUUCAAGUUUUCUAAAAAAAGUGACAAGUAUCAAACUUUCAUGGAGAGCUUCCAAGAAAAUCAAGAAAUCGGGGUUGGUAAUGAAAUGAAGGGAAUUUACGUGAAUGGUAAAGAAUUAGACGACACAGAAUACAGUCUUUAUGGGUUAUUGGAUUUGAUACAAAAGGAAUCAUCUUAUAUUUCCGACUUUGGGAUGUUGAACUUAUCGCCAAUUGCCUCGAAAGGGUUCAUCAGUGAAUUCGCCAGAUUAUGCACCGUGGCCAGCGCCAAAUCUGCCGGGGCUGGUAAUAGUCAAAGAUAUAACAUCCAUGAAGCAAUGAAAUCUGAUACCAUCAGCGGGGAAAAAAUCAUUUACAUUAAUGAUUUGGAAACUGAUGCUGAUUAUGCAGAUUUCACAUUAAACAGAAACCUUUGGUUGAACUUCGAUGCUGCCAGGCAAGGUAAAUUCCCAGAAUACAAGGAAAAUGUCCUUGAGGUUGUGUUCGCCAUCAAUUUGUCCAAUAGAAGAUUGUUAAGAAUUGUAUAUCAAAUUAUUAAUACCGUGAUGUCCCGAGGGGUGGCCCACAGAGUGGGGAUUUUACCAAUCACUUUAUCUCCGGAAGAUAAAUAUUACGAGAUCCAGACCAGCGAGCCUAUCAAAGUGAAUGGCGAAGAUAAGAUAUUGAAUGUUGAGGAAAUGAUCAUUUUGGAUAAGUUAUUGAUGAAUGAUUUCUAUAAGAAGUCUGCGAAAUUGAAAAAUGGGUUUUCUUAUCUUAGAUAUAUCCAGUCAACUUUCAAAAAUGGGUAUUAUGGCAAAUUAUGGAAAAAAUACGAGGAGAAUCCUGAUAUUCUCAACGAAUAUGACAAUUCUGGGUUUAUUGACAGUUUUUCCGUUGAUCAAGGCUACAUGAUUGUCAACGGGGUUUUCCACCCAUUCAAUAUUUUUGACAAUAGUUGGCAAGGGUUUGUCUCUCAACAAUUAAUCCAAGACGUGCAUUUGCUCGGCCAAAUGAUUUUGGCUGGUAGAAUUCCCGCAAGAGAUGACACAAAAAGAAUCGGGGAUUAUAUUUACGAAGGAUUACCAGCGAUUCGUAACACUUUGAUCAUUCCUCAAGAUAUUCUGAACGUCAAAUACAAGAAAAUCACCCCAGAAUUUUUAGCUGGGUUUAUUCAUAAUCAAGAUCAAGUGCUUGUAUUCGCUAAUGAAGAUGGAAGUAACGAGGGGGUUCACACUCAUUUAUCCCUCUCGUUGAUUGGUGAUUUCGGAUCGAAGGCAAUGAUUGAUCAAUUGGUCCAGGUAUUGAAAUUCGACCUUGCAGAAUUGAAAAAGGAAGGAUCAAGAGAUCACUUCAUCAAGUAUAGAUUUGUUAAUACCGGCAAGAAAAAUGAUAUUAUUGAGAAAUUGAAAAAAGUUUUUGGCGAUCAAACCACUUCAGGCGUUGAAAAAGUUCAAUCGGCCAUAGAUUUCGCAACCUAUUUUGUGGCUUCUGAAACUGUUGAACACUCCCACCAAGGGAUUUUGGAAACUUUGCAAUUUGCCGAUAUUGAACCAAAACAAGACCCAAUUAUUCUUUUGAAUUCCAGAAUGGUUGAAAUUCCAACCACUAAAAAGUUUGAUGCUAAUUUGGUGAAGUAUUUCAUUGAAUACGAGCGCAAAGAACGGUUAUUCGAAUUUAUUUUCAACGUGGUAGAAGAUUUUGAAAAAGAAUUCGAAUUCAUUAGCCAAUUGCAAAUUGAUAGAUACGAUUGGGCUGAUUUGUUUUUCUCGACGCUUACCAGAACUUACUACGAGUCUUCCGAAGGAAUCUUGUUGCAAUCUCCAAGAUAUCAUUUGGGACUCAUGAGCUUUGACGGGGUGUCGUUCACAUUAUCUGACGAUCCAGCUUAUGCUAAAAAUGUUUCUGCAGUUGAUAUUGUGGCAGUCAUUGAUCCUCUUGAAGAGAAAUCCCAAAAGAUUGUGUCGAUGCUUGAUGCUUUGACCAGCAUUGCCAAAAACACUAAUGCUAUCCAUUUAACAUUGUUACUUGCUCCAAAUCCAGCCAUGACAGAGUUACCAAUCAAAAGAUUCUACAAAGGGCUUUAUUUACCAGAGAUCAAGUUCAGCAAUUCUAAGGUCGAUAGAUCUAUUUACCAGAUUGGAUUCCAGAAAGUUCCAGAAGAAACCUUGUUUACUUUGGACAUCGAUACUCCACAUUCUUGGAUCGCGUUGGCCAAGGAAUCGAAAUAUGAUUUGGAUAAUAUCAAGUUGGAUUUGACCGAAGAGAAAUACGUGAAUGGGGUUUUCGAAUUAGAGAACCUUAUUAUUGAAGGGUACUCCCAGAUUCAAAAUACGGUUAUUCCACCACACGGGGUUCAAUUAGAACUUCAUUCUACUGAAAGCGAGGCGAUUUAUUCAGAUACUGCCAUUAUGGCGAAUUUCGGGUACUUCCAAUUGAGAGCCAAUCCUGGAGUAUGGAGCUUGACCAUCAAGCCAAACAGCAAGUCCGCUAAAGUUUAUUCUUUUGCAGACACCAAAAGUUUCAAUAAUACUGAUGAUGUGACAUUUGUGGACUCUCAGGGCCUUCAAGUGGGUAUCUUAGAUAUGAGUGGUGCGGUCCUCACUCCAGAUUUCGUCAAGAAUCCUGGUCAAGAAGAUGUGUCGUUGAUUGUUGCCGAUGAUGAGGAAGAACAAGAAACCGAAUUCGAGGAAAAGGAAAAGAAUUCUGGUCUCUUGUCUUCUUUAUGGGGAUCAAGAAGUAAAAAACUGGUACCUGCGGUGAAAAAGCAAGCGGAUAUCAAUAUCUUCGCGGUGGCCAGCGGUCACCUUUAUGAAAGAUUGUUAAGCAUCAUGACCGCUUCGGUGAGAAACCAUACCGAACAUACUUUGAAGUUCUGGCUCAUUGACAAUUACAUGUCUGCGAAUUUCAAGGCGUUUUUACCAACCUUAGCGGCGAAGUAUAAUUUCGAAUACGAAUUGAUCACUUAUAAGUGGCCAUUAUGGUUGCGUGAUCAACGAGAAAAACAAAGAACCAUUUGGGGUUACAAGAUUUUGUUUUUGGACGUGUUGUUCCCUCAAGAUUUGGACAAAGUGAUUUUUGUUGACGCCGACCAAAUUAUCAGGACCGAUUUGAAAGAAUUGGUCGAUAUGGAUUUAGAAGGGGCUCCGUACGGGUACACCCCAAUGUGCGAUUCUCGGAAAGAGAUGGAAGGGUUCAGAUUCUGGAAACAAGGGUAUUGGAAGAGUAUCUUAUCCCAAGGUAAUAAGAAAUACCACAUUAGUGCGUUGUACGUGGUGGAUUUGAAAAGAUUUAGAGCUAUUGCUGCCGGGGAUAAAUUACGUCAACAUUACCAACAACUAAGCGCUGAUCCUGGUUCGCUUAGUAAUUUGGAUCAAGAUUUGCCAAAUAACAUGCAAUACAAUAUCAAAAUACACUCUUUACCUCAAGAAUGGUUGUGGUGUGAAACUUGGUGUGAUGAUGAAAGUCUUUCCGAGGCAAAGACUAUUGAUUUAUGUAAUAAUCCUUUGACCAAAGAACCAAAGUUGGACAGAGCCAGAAGACAAAUUCCUGAAUGGAGUGUGUAUGAUAAUGAAAUCGGCGAGUUAAUGGAAGACUUCAAACAGACACAAAAGAAUGAGGGGAGCUCCCAAGAAGAUAAGACUGAUGAGGAGAAUGUUAUGGAGGUUGAGGAGGAAGAGGAUGUUUUGGAAGUUGAUGAUGAAGAAAAUGAUUUUGAUGUACAUGAUGAACUUUGA
Molecule: messenger RNA, 4833 nt
Organism: Saccharomycopsis crataegensis
Lineage: Eukaryota; Fungi; Ascomycota; Saccharomycetes; Ascoideales; Saccharomycopsidaceae
Gene: KRE5
Product: Kre5p
Exons: 1
Coding region: 1-4833 (1610 amino acids)
Cellular component (GO): endoplasmic reticulum
Molecular function (GO): UDP-glucose:glycoprotein glucosyltransferase activity
Source: RefSeq, a predicted model, not a curated record